AGUCCGAUUUAGAAGUGCAAAGUUUUUGUUGUGUGUAAUCAGUAGAGAAUUUUUUAAACAAAAUAAAAGGAAAAAGUGUUAUUUAUUAUACAUUCAUACCUGCAAAAGCAAGUGUAAUCGAGAAAAAUGUUGUGCGUUUAAUGGCAGAUGUGUUCGCUUAAUUUCCAUGUAUCGUGUAUUUAAUUCGUAAACUGUUAUUCCACGCUACAUCGUUUGGUUGAUUUUGUAUUUAAGAUUAACUUGAAGAAGUUAAUUUUGUGAAUGAUUUCUGCAAUUUUCAAUGCCAAGAUUGAAAUUAUAAAUCAAUUUUAUGGCGUGUACGCUACCAGAAAAAGGUAAAAUAAAACAAGCGGAAAAGGUAAAAAGAAAAUGAAAGAAAAAUGAGCACUUAGUUUACUUUGUAUCUCUCGUUGAAGUGAAAAAGAGCUAGAAAAUUUAAGUUGGAUUAACAUUUGUUUCAACAGUUUCAAUAUAUUUCUAAUAAAAUACUAUCUAUAAAAUAGAAAAUUUAGUUUUGUCUAAAUAAAUAACGAAGAAGUGAAUUACCUUGUAAAAAAAAGGAGUGUCGUGCGUUGUACGGGAAAAUUGCUAACGAAAGCAAAACAAAACGAAACGCAAGAGAACUAAAUGGAAGACAAACAAUAAUAAAGGGGAAAUACAUAAACAAUUGAGAAUAUUGAUGUAUUAUUGGUUUUCGUUUUCGCACAAUAGUACGUGAAGCUAAUUGCGCAACGUUGGCUUAUUUGGACAACAAUAAAACGGCACGUACAUACACAUAACCACUGCAACCGUAUUUACAACAACCACACCGUAGAGAAGACACUUGACUAUUAUGCAUUGACAAAAGUAUGGACUCAUUACACAUGACGAGUACUGCUGGUGGUAGUGGUACACAAUUAUCGUCAUUACACUCAACAGCAACAACAGCAACGAAUCUAGUCGCAACAACGCCAGCGAAAGAUCAUUAUAAUAACAAUUUGUUGUUGCUAAGUCGAGUCGCAGGAAGCGGACAGUUGCGCACAAGUAGAUCUCCAUCGGACACACGCAGUUCCGAACAAACCAUCCAAAAACAAUUACAAUACACGCAUACGCUCUCACGCACGCACUCACAUGCACACACAAGCUAUCGAAAGAAAUAUAAAUAUCUAUAAAUUAGAAGAAGAAGAAGAAACAGCAUUACUACACACGCAAGCACAUCCGCCCGCACGCUUAACGCUUGCUUUUUAACUUCAAACGCAAACAACAAACAGCUGAGACAAGGAUAACAACACUGAAUUAUAACUACUAUACUAUAUAGAGCAUUGACAACAAACAAUACAUUAAGAAUCAAAUAUAUAAAAAAAAACAAAAAUAUAAUUAUAAAAAACAACAACAACCAGCUGCUUCUUCAUCGUUAAUAUCUGCAUAGCUGCUGUUAGUAUUGCUAUUAUUAUUGUUGUGUUACCUGUUGUUGUCACCUGUCGCCAGUACAUUUGGCUACGCGCGCCCAAUGAAGCGCCAAAUUAAACCCAAACGUAAAAACUGAAUAAUCUUAGAAAACUGAAAAUACAAAAGCAUAAACUUAACUCUAUUUUCAACAUUUUACUUCAAAUCGAUAUACAACAACAACUAAAACAAAACAACUAAACUACAUCGAUCCAAACGACAAAUCUGGUCUUGUGCGACUCUCACGUGUGUUAAUUGGGCACUUCGCGUUAUCCUCCCAUUCGACUGCACCUCUUACAAUACCGCUUCGUUGUGCGCCACAGUGUCACGCGAACGAAGUAAUCGUGGUGACAGCAUCGAUUCGGCGGGCCAGCACGACCGUUUGGCUCUCAGUGGCACAGCGUUAUCAGCAGUGACGUCCUCAACGGCCGGAUCGACGGUGGUCGGCACCACCGGCACACUGGGCGGUGCCGGGGCAUCGGGCACCUCGCUCGCGACGACCACAUCGACGGGCGGUGUCAGCAGUUACGGCAGCAGCACUAUGACCGGUUGUAUCGGCAGCGGCAACAGUGGCGCCACUGUCGCCACAUUUCGCGGCUUCCGUAGCCACUCGCCGUCGAGUCGACGCAGUCGUGAACGCAGCCGUCGCGAGUUCCAGCGUACACACGGCUCCGAUCAGGGCGGUCUGUUAGCCUACAGCGGUUUGAGUGGCUUAAGUAUUGGCGGAAUCAGCAGCGGCGUUGUUGGAAUCGGUGGCGGUGGCGUCAGCGGCGGCGGCUUCAUUGUGGGCGGUGGUGAUGGUAGCACUCUGGAUGGUAUGGGCGGCAUUGGUGCCGAGGACUCGCGUCUAUCAGGCAACGAGGAUCUCUGCUAUCAGUCCUUCGCUUCCGACGAACAGGAUGGCACACAAGUGGGCGCGGAUGGCAGCAAGAAACACCAUCGCCGACAUGAACGUACCUCUAGCCUGCAAGCUCUCGAUCGUCUCAACACAAAAAUCCAAUGUACAAAAGAGUCAAUACGAAAGGAGCAAACAGCCCGAGAUGAUAACGUGAAUGAAUAUUUGAAGUUGGCGGCCAGUGCUGAUAAGCAACAAUUACAGCGAAUAAAGGCCGUUUUCGAGAAGAAAAAUCAGAAAAGCGCACACAGUAUUUCGCAGCUACAAAAGAAACUUGACAACUACACGAAGCGGGCGAAAGAUCUAACCAAUCAUCAAUUCGCAAAUAAAAGUCAACAUCGCCAGCCGCGUGAGGUGUUACGCGACGUGGGCCAGGGCUUGAGAAAUGUCGGUGGCAAUAUACGCGACGGUAUUACCGGCUUUUCCGGCUCCGUGAUGUCUAAGCCACGUGAAUUCGCCCAUUUAAUUAAGAACAAAUUCGGUAGCGCUGAUAAUAUUAAUCAAAUGUCAGAAACUGAAAUCAACAACAUUAACAUGCCCGUCAAUGCUGAACUGAUUGGCAGUUCGACGCCGAAUAAUAACAUAGCGGCCACCUCCACCGGUUCGGGUAAUACUGGAGGCGCGGGUAGCGGUAAAUUUAAUAGCGAUAACGGUAGUGAAUGCAGUAGCGUCACCAGCGAGAGCAUACCAGCCGGCUCUGGCAAGAGUCAAUCAGGCGCGAGUCAAUAUCAUCUUGUGCUUAAAUCGCUGUUAACCGAAUUGGCUGAGCGUAAAGAUGAAAUCGAGAAACUAAAAGAGCGCGUUGAAAGACUAGAGACAGCACAAAAGGAAUUAAACAAUUUAACUGCAACGCUAGAAGGAGAACGUUACCGCGCCGAAAGUUUAGAGGAGCAAAUUAACGAUUUAACCGAACUGCAUCAGAAUGAAAUCGAAAACCUAAAGCAAACAAUUGCGGAUAUGGAGGAAAAGGUGCAAUAUCAAAGUGACGAGCGACUGCGCGACGUUAAUGAAGUACUGGAAAAUUGCCAAACCCGGAUAUCCAAAAUGGAACAUUUAUCACAACAACAGUAUGUGACCGUCGAGGGUAUAGACAAUUCGAAUGCACGAGCGCUUGUCGUCAAGCUCAUUAAUGUCGUUUUAACUGUAUUACAAGUGGUACUGUUAUUGGUGGCGACGGCGGCAGGCAUUAUAAUGCCGUUCUUGAAGACGAGAGUGCGCGUGCUUACGACAUUCUUGUUCAUAUUCUUCAUUAUAUUUGUGAUACGACAAUGGCCGGAUGUGCAAGACAUCGGCGCUGGACUGAUGCGACAUUUAAAGGAAUCACUGGUUGUCAAAUGAAGUAUCUAAAUGGCGCGCUUGUAAACAAACAAAGCAUAAACCUAGACAUAAGCACACAAUAAAAGCGAAUUGGGAAGAAUAAAAAAUAAGGUGGCAGCAGACAGUAACGGCAGCAUUACAUAUGUAUAUGCUUGUGAAUGUACAAGUAGCAGCAAUUAGUUAUACAAAUUUUGUUAAUUUUGAUUAGCUGUUAGUGUCAUUAGAGAAAUAUGGAAACAAUUUGCAAAUAAAUUACAAUGUUAAAUACUAUUAUAUAAUAUAAUAUUACAAAUAUAUAUAGAGUAACGCUAUAAAUUAGGCCUAAAAGCACCCGUCUUGUAUAGCUGCACUCUACUGAAAGCGUGAGUUAAUGUGAGUGCGCGUUUAGCAAAGAUUUACACGUGUGACAUAUUAAACUAUUGUAUAUUAAUUUUCUGUUUAAGUACGUACAAGAUUAGCGCCACUAUACAUUGAAGAGAGAAUACUCGUAUGUAUUUGGAAAUAUUUUUAUUGGAAUUUCUUUAAAAUACAGCAAAUAUGAACAUAAUGUUGUAUAACAAAUGGAUUAGUUACAGUUUUUGUGGGAAAUGUUAAGUAUAGUCGAAUAUGCACGUACACUUACACCCAUACUCUGGCGCAUUAAUUAAAAUAAUAUUAAUUUUAAAUAUAAUGACUCCAUUGCCACUGUCUAACUGUGCGGCUAAUUUAGUUUUAUACUCAAGUUUAAUACAAAGUUUAAGCUUUAAAUGUUCUUCUGCCAUUUUUUAAUAUCUAAUAUCUCAAAUAUUUUUUUAAACAGUGUGAAAUGCAUUUUUGCGCCAACAAUAAUAACCUCCAUAAACCUAAGUUCUGUAAUGUAGUAAGAACUUUGCAAGCUAUAUACAUUUACUAAUUCUAAAAUUAUUUUCAAAUGUGUGUUACACCAUGCUCAGCUUACGUUUUUUUAUUCACCAAGCAUAAACUUAAAAAUAGAAAAUAGCAAAAUAAAUUUUAUAUUUAAUUAUUUUGACCAAAAAAUCUAUUUAAAAAAAUAAUAAUUAUUAAAUUAAUAUUUGAAAUUGUUCUAAGCAGUCACUUCAAAAAAUAAUAAAAAAAUAAUUUUUUAAAUAUUAAUAAAAAAUGGUAUAAAAUUUAUAAAAAGUUUUGAAAUUCGAAAAUUCUUUUGAUUUUUUUUAAGAGAAUGGAUUAAAUCAGAAAACAAGUACUUAAAAGUUAAAGAAAUAAUAUAUAUUAAUAUUAAAAAAAUUAUUCUUGAUUUUAUUUUUACUUGUUUUUACUAAAUAAUAGUAUUUGUUUUCUCUUUAACUAUAUGCUCUUCAAAAACCAAAAGAGUAUUCAAAUUUACAAAGUUUUGUAUAAAUUUUGCUGCAACAAAAUAUGUAUGUAAUUGGUGAUUAAAUAAAACCACUUAAAUAGACAAACAAGUUUACAAAAAAUCCUAAAUCUAGCUUUUUUCUAUAAGGAAUUCGCAGAGUGUAGCGUUAUUUUGAUAUUCACAAUAUUUGUAUAAAGAAACAACAAACAAACAUUAAGUCGAUAUGUUUGUAUGUGAAUAAAAUUACUAGAGCCUAUUUAUUAAAACCGGCCACGCAAAGGCGCGCAACACACAAACGCAAGCGUUGUUUGAAAGCUAACAAAAUAAAAAAAUGUAAAAGGAUUAUCAGAUUUGAAAGUAAACCACAUACACACAUACAUUGUUAAUGCGUAAGUUGCUUUUUUACAUGUAUAAAUUACUAUGGUGGCUACUAUGGUAUUUGACUUGAAUGAAAAUACAACUAAUUAAAAUAGGAAUAUAUAUUUUUUUUAUAGCUAUUUGAGCUACAUUAGUUUAUAUUUUAAUAUUGUAUAUUAUGUACGUUUAAAUAUGUAAAACUUUGCGGAUUUUAGUGGAGUUUCCAUAAUUUUAUUUGAUAGAGGUUAAUUAUAGCAAAUAUUAAUUAUGCCUAAAGCAUUAAAUUUCACUAUGAUAGUGUAAUUUUCGAGCGUAAAUCAGCUAAAUAAAAAAAACAAAUAAGCUAUUAUACAA
Bactrocera oleae (olive fruit fly) is the source of this 5663-nucleotide messenger RNA. The record is from RefSeq and is a predicted model, not a curated record. Lineage: Eukaryota; Metazoa; Arthropoda; Insecta; Diptera; Tephritidae.